Molecule: messenger RNA, 2193 nt
Organism: Botrytis byssoidea
Lineage: Eukaryota; Fungi; Ascomycota; Leotiomycetes; Helotiales; Sclerotiniaceae
Exons: 2
Coding region: 305-1924 (539 amino acids)
Biological process (GO): purine nucleobase catabolic process
Cellular component (GO): cytoplasm
Molecular function (GO): allantoinase activity
Source: RefSeq, a predicted model, not a curated record
AUGGGUCCUUUCUAUUUACGUUAAUCAAAUUUCCUUAUAUCUCCAUCUUCCCUUUCCCCAGUUUUGAAAAGGUUCUUCAAAUUCUAGAAAUUCACUUGAACAAAGAAAGUUCCCCCCUUCAUUUCUCUUAUCAGUCAUUCCAAUCAUUCUCGAAUCUUUUCUUAUCUAUCACACCUCUUAUCCCCCACGAUAAGAGUUAACCCAGUGGAUAUUCUUUCGAAUCAUACCUCAAUAUAUCCUCAAUUUGUUCUAAAGAGCCUCUUCAUACUUUAUUUUCCAUUAUCGCAUCACAAAAGUCUUCAAUAUGACUACAACAUACCCUUACCCAACUCCUUCGGCUACACCACCCCACGAUUCUCCAUUACAACCUACAGUCCUCGUCUCUUCGAGAGCAGUCAUCUUUGACGAGAAUGACAACCUCAUUGUCUCGCCUGCAACCAUUACAAUCUCACCCUCAACCGGCAAGAUUAUAUCCAUCUUACCUACCGUUCUCCCACCCUCCAGUUUUCCACCAAACACAAUUUACGUCGACCACACUCCUCAUUUGAUCCUGCCGGGAUUAGUCGAUGCACAUGUUCAUCUCAACGAGCCGGGUCGAACCGAAUGGGAAGGUUUUAAUACCGGUACCAAAGCUGCUGCAUCAGGUGGUGUCACAACAGUCAUUGAUAUGCCAUUGAAUGCUAUUCCACCAACUACAACCGUGAAUGGAUUAAAAGAAAAGAUUAAGGCUGCGCAAGGUCAAUGCUGGGUUGAUGUUGGAUUUUAUGGUGGAAUUAUACCUGGUAACGCCGAGGAGUUGCUUCCGCUUGUUGAAGCGGGUGUCAGGGGGUUUAAGGGCUUCCUCAUAGAAAGUGGCGUCGACGAAUUCCCUGCCGUUUCUUCCGAUGAUAUAGCCCUCGUUCUCAAGACACUCAAAGAUUCUUCUACAACUCUCAUGUUCCAUGCGGAAAUGAUCCCACCAAUAACAGCCUCCGUAGGCGAUGACGUCCAAAUAUCCCUUCCACCUCUCCAACCAUCAGGUCCUCUGACGACAUACGAUACAUUCCUAUCCUCCCGCCCUCCAUCCUUCGAAACAUACGCGAUUGAUCAAAUUCUCUCGCUUGCCCAUCUCGCUCCUUCUCUCCAUCUUCACAUUGUGCACCUUUCCGCCAUUGAAGCUAUCCCUCUCCUCCGCGCUGCUCGUUCAUCUGGCAUAAACAUUACCGCGGAGACCUGUUUCCACUACCUCGCUCUUGCAUCUGAAGAUGUAUCCGAAGGUGACACCCGUCACAAGUGCUGUCCACCAAUUCGUUCUUCAGCCAACCGUGAUGGCCUCUGGAACGAACUCUCACACCCAGAAUCCGUCAUAAAAACUGUCGUUAGCGAUCACAGCCCAUGUACUCCUGAGCUCAAACUUCUACCCGAGCAUUUAUCCCAUGGCUGUGGCGCCAUGCGUGACGAUGCUAAAGGAGUGAAUGGCGCAUUGUUAAAAGAUCAAGAAGCUAAAGAGAAAGGCGAUUUUUUCGCCUCUUGGGGAGGUAUCUCUUCGGUUGGACUCGGUCUUCCAAUUCUCUGGACAGAAGCCACAUCUCCUUCUCGCGCUUCAUCUUCUUCCUCUAUCGAUAUCCUUGAUAUCGUGAGGUUAUGCGCUGUGAAUACGGCCAAGCAAGUCGGACUUCAACAUCGUAAAGGGGCGUUGAGACCAGGGUUAGAUGCGGAUUUUUGUAUCUUUGAAGAUGAUCACGAGUGGCUCGUAGGCAGAGAAGAAUUGCUUUUCAGAAACAAAGUUAGUCCGUAUACCGGGAAGACUAUGAAGGGAAGAGUGAAGGAGACAUGGGUUAGGGGAACUAAGGUUUAUGAAAGGGGUGUCGGAGAUAUGAAUGGAAUGGUUGUUAGGAAGGAAGGUCCUGUUGGAAGAUUACUUUUGGAAAAGAGAACUGUUUGAACUUAAGAUUUUAGAUGAGAGAACACUUGGAAUAGCUAGGUGCUCAAGAUGUAACGAUUUAUGAUAUAAUUCGGAAGUUGUCGGUAUGGUACGGUACGGUACGGUAUGGCAUUGGUAUGGGAUAUAAUUGCAUGUAUGGAUGAACGGUAUGAGGGAAAACUUGCAUGCUGAUUUAGCUUAAGUUGGUUGCAUAUAGUUGAUGAUUGUGAAAUAGCAUUUAUAGCAUAACUCGUAUCUUUACUGGGACACUAUAUCCAUUUUACUUUUGA